Molecule: messenger RNA, 4971 nt
Organism: Macaca mulatta (Rhesus monkey)
Lineage: Eukaryota; Metazoa; Chordata; Mammalia; Primates; Cercopithecidae
Source: RefSeq, a predicted model, not a curated record
CACUCCAGCCUAGGUGACAGAACAAGACCCUGUCUCAAGAAAUAAAUUUUAAAAAUUAAUUUAUAAACAUUAAUUUGAGCAAUAUCUUUUUCAAAAAGGAAGUUCAUGGUGUAGUGAGAGUGUUUAGCAGUUGACAUGCCAGUCAUGCCACUUAGGUCAGUGUAGGUGCCUCCGGAGUAGGCACCGUCAGGAAACUGAGCGACUGGGUGGUAGAUGAGAAUGGUCACUGACCGGACAUUGAAGCUCUAUUUGCAUACCAAGAGAGGAAGCAAAUAUUGGCUUUAUUUUUCUUGUUAAAGUAAUUCAUACUUGAAAGAAUUGAAACUGAAACUGUGUCCUAGGGAGGGUGUUGGUCUGACUUUGCCAGUCCAGCUGCUCACUGAUAACCACUCUAAUGCUAGCUUUGAUCUGGCCUUUUCUCUAUUCUGAAACUCUGAAUCAGAGAAAUUUAGCAGUAGAAGGAAGUGAAGAAAUAAAGUCACAGUUGUUAAGCUAAAAUAAUUUAAAAGGUCAAAAUUGAGUUUAAAGAGAGUUUAAGUGUAAAGGUUGAGGACAGGCCACCUGGGAAAGGACAGUUUUAAAAGCAUGGAAGUCAGUGCUCUUAGUUAUAGACAUUUGGGAUUGUUUAUAUAGACAAAAUCCUAUAUUUAACAGAAUUUUAAUAUCUUAAUGUAAGGCUUAAUGUACAGUUAUAAUGAUCUGAUUAGUCAAGGUGUCUUUUUUAGGGGAGAAAGAGUGUAACUGUCAUGAGAUCCCUGUUUGGGGCACCAUCUGGUCUGAGUUCCAUACAGGACAAUAAAAGAGGCAGUUAAUCUGUAAUAAAGAUCAGCAGUUAGAAGGAGGAGAUCUGGUCUCUUUUAAAAAAAAGACUUAGUCUUUUCUUAGUUGUUUAUAGAACAAGAACAAUCAGGAAGAGUUAAGCUAAAAAUCUAAGAAACAGAAUUGUAAACCUGUUACAUGACCCAGAUCAUAGUCACAUCUCUCUCAAGGCUUAAGGCGUUUUAGAGGUUCUAACAACUUUUAAAUUUUAUUUACUUUUACACAGUUGUUGUGACAGAAUUGGAACUAAAAUUCAGGGCUCUUCAUGUCCAAGCAACAACUGCUUGGGCUUCAGUUUACAGCCUGUAUGGUUGGACAGAAUCAGCAGCACUGUUUAGUUCUGGAUAAUCACUGACUGAACAACAAAAGUUGGAGAACAGAAGUCCUCGAUUUUGGAAUUCAUUUUCAGGACUGAGGAAAUGCAGCAUCAAAGUGAUUCUAUAUUCCAAGCAGUUCAAAGAAUUCUGAACCAUAAGCUGAGCUUAGUUUCAGACCUGGAAUGGCCAAAUAUCAAGGUGAAGUUCAAAGUUUGAAACUGGAUGAUGAUUCAGUUAUAGAAGGAGUAAGCGACCAAGUACUUGUGGCAGUUGUGGUCAGUUUCGCUUUGAUUGCUACCCUGGUAUAUGCACUUUUCAGAAAUGUACAUCAAAACAUUCACCCAGAAAACCAGGAGCUAGUAAGGGUACUUCGAGAACAGCUUCAAACAGAACAGGAUGCACCUGCUGCUGCUCGACAGCAGUUCUACACCGACAUGUACUGUCCCAUCUGCCUGCACCAAGCCUCCUUCCCGGUGGAGACCAACUGUGGACAUCUUUUUUGUGGUGCCUGCAUUAUUGCUUACUGGCGAUACGGUUCAUGGCUUGGGGCAAUCAGUUGUCCAAUCUGUAGACAAACGGUAACCUUACUCCUAACGGUAUUUGGUGAAGAUGAUCAGUCUCAGGAUGUUGUGAGAUUGCAUCAGGAUAUUAAUGAUUAUAACCGGAGAUUCUCAGGGCAACCCAGAUCUAUUAUGGAGAGAAUUAUGGAUCUACCCACUUUACUGAGGCAUGCAUUCAGGGAAAUGUUUUCAGUCGGGGGCCUUUUCUGGAUGUUUCGCAUCAGAAUAAUACUUUGUUUAAUGGGAGCUUUUUUCUAUCUUAUAUCUCCUCUAGAUUUUGUACCUGAAGCCUUGUUUGGAAUCCUAGGCUUUCUAGAUGAUUUCUUUGUCAUCUUUUUAUUGCUUAUCUACAUCUCUAUUAUGUAUCGAGAAGUGAUAACCCAAAGGCUAACCAGAUGAAAAAAAAAAAAAAACUGAGUUUACUAGGAUAUCUGAGCUAACGUAGAACAUCAAACAGAAGGACCCAUGGCAGUAUAAAGCAAUGAAGUAAUGGAGUAUUAUCUCACAAAUAUAAAACCACUAUAAGACAAACAUUUGAUUAUCAUUUGACAAAUGCCUAGGAAUAUAUAACUGGAAUUUUCACAUGUUGCAAGUUCUAAUACUAAGUUUAGAAUUAUAAUGAUCUACAAUUGUAUCUUGAUUCUAUGUUGUCUGGAAAAAAUAAGGAAUUAUAUAAAAAGGGAUGCUUUUAUAUAUUUUUCUUUUCCCCAGAAUUACUUAGAUUAAUUGGAUGUAUAGUAAAAUAUUGUUAAAUGUCAGUUUAUCUACCUUAUCCUUCUCAGUGGGUACCUAUGUGAUAAUAUAUAGCUGUGAAACUCAUCUAAAUAUUUUUGUUACAAUAAAAUAUUAUAUACUAUUGGGGAAAAUUCAGUAUUUCUUUUAGUGCUAGCUAAGUUUUGUGCAUUUGGAGCAGUUCUGCUUUUUCAUUCUGGUAUAAUUAUUUGUUAUCAGCUGAAACUGAAAGAAGAAACUUGAACUUGAUACUUCAAUAUCAUAUUUUAGUUUACAGAACAUAUUUUAAUCAAUAGAAGAAUUAAGAUGAAAAACAUGGCCGGGCGGGGUGUUUCACACCUGUAAUCCCAGCAGUUUGGGAGGCCAAGGCAGAUGGAUCAUGAGGUCAGGAGAUUGAGACCAUCCUGGCUAACACAGUGAAACCCCGUCUCUACUAAAAACACAAAAAAUUAGCAGGGCGUGGUGGCCGGCGCCUGUAGUCCCAGCUACUCAGGAGGCUGAGGCAGAAGAAUGGCGUGAAACUGGGAGGCGGAGCUUGCAGUGAGCCGAGAUUGCAGCACUGCACUCCAGCUUGGGCGACAGGGUGAGACUCCAUCUUAAAAAAAAAAAAAAAAAAGAUGAAAAACAUUUAUCUCCAGUCAGCACACUUGAUGUUCACAGUUAGACAUUUAAACGAGCUCAUCCUUUCAUAGUAGAUAUAAAAGUAAUUUGUAAAGGGAAGAUUGUUUUAGGAACCUGGGCGAUGCUGCAAACAGAGUAGCCUGAGGCAUUUCUGAGGAAGGUGGAUUUGAGCAUCAAGCCCAUAGGAAGGUACUGGGAACAGUAUCUACAUUUGACAAAAGAAAUUACUGGUUAGUUAUAGCAACAGAUUGGACAAACUUGGUUAGUUUUCUGUUGUCAGAAAUUUUUAUAGUAUUGUCUCAGGAAGGCAACACACAGCUCAGAUUCAUGUCUUGAGCCAAACAAGUGAAUAUAUCUGAGAAGACUCAAUACCACAUGGUAUUGGGAGAUCUUACUCACUUUGGCUGGUGUUGGUCAUUACUGAAUGUAUAACAGCAGGAUAUGACGGGAUGCCCAGGAGUCAGUGUUAGCAUUGUCAUCUGAGAUCACUGCUAUUAAUAUCAUCCAUUAAUUUAUUAGUGAGCUUCACUAUAUGCAGACUGGGAGAUAAGAAGAAAAUCUGUCACAUUCUGUCUAGUUAAUCAGAUCAGCUACCAAUUAAUGAGAUUCUGAAUUAAAUAUCAGUAUGUGUUUUUCUAAUUUGGACCUAGGACAGAGCUGUUGCUUGUCAUAGAGAAAGACAAUAAUGCUUAAACAUAGCACACUAUAAUUAAAGCAGUUACUCACAUACUUUUCAUUUUAUCCUUUGGACAAUUUUGUGAGGAACGCUGGGCACCAACUUCCCUUUCAUAGAUAAAAUCCCUAUGCUAUUGAUGAAAGUGUUUUUGAAUGAAGUCAUACAACAAAUAACUGAUCAAAGUGGCAUUAAACCAAAAUCUUUUAGUAGGACUCCUGCAUAGAAUGUUUAGAUAGACGUGGAAGUUGUUAAGAGGAACGGCAAGAAAGAAACUGGUUCUUUGGAAGUCUUUCAUGCUACAUUAUACCUCCAUCAGAGUAAGACAGCUUAGGCACUCCUAAGAGGAAAGGUCUGUGGAGAUGACACCUGAAGAUUGCAUGAAUCCGAAUUCUACACUUCCAAAUCAAAUAGGUAAAAGGGUAGUAUACAUCACAGAAAAUGCUUGCUGUCACCAACUUGAAAAGCAAAUGAGUAGGAGUUUGUCACACUGCCACGUACCAGACUGAAAAUGCAUUUCCUACCAGUUAUACAUUUGGUGUGGGGGAAUGGUGAUGUCAUUUUUUGACAGCAUUUUAUUUGUGUGCAUGCAUUCUGCUCCAAGUGUCACAAUUCUGGUUACAAUAAUUAUAAUAUUUGGAGUUACUACUAAGACUUUCCUGAAAGAGGUGUACUGUACCAAAUUUUGUAACGUAAAAAAAAUACUAAAUGAUCUUAAGCUUACUAAAUUGUGAAAAGGAUACGUGCUAACAUCUCAGAACUUUAGGCCUGCUUAUUGUCAUCUUUACCGAUCUCUGAUCAUAAAUGCAGAAGGGAUCUGAGAGUUUUUAAAGCAAGUAGAGUCAAUCAGUGUUUUGAACAUUAUAGUAAUACUUCUGUGAUUCAGAGUUAGAUCAUAUAAAUCAAAGUAACAAUUUGGAUUUUUUUUAAACAACAGUAUCAUAACUGUCAUAAAACAGAUGGUCCAACCCCAGGAGCAGACAAUAACUUGGGCAGCUCUGUGGGGAAUAAGAUGGGGAAAACAACUGUUCUAACUGCCCACUAGAACAGUGGUUUCAACUACUACAAUUCUCAGUGUUUGAGAGGUACAAGGGAAGAAAGGACUGUGUGGAUCCCUUGUGGCUAUGCAGAUACCUACCUCACAGAGUUGUUGUAGAAGACUGGUGGUUUGGUUCAAACCUUGUGAUUAAAGAGUUUGUCAAGCAUUUUAUUCUUUUGAAUAAAAGCAACAUAUAUAAAAAAUUUUAAA